This is a messenger RNA of Phlebotomus papatasi, 1593 nucleotides long. Its product is annotated as sodium-coupled monocarboxylate transporter 2-like. Lineage: Eukaryota; Metazoa; Arthropoda; Insecta; Diptera; Psychodidae. Bases 3 to 1442 code for a protein of 479 amino acids. Gene Ontology annotation, biological process: transmembrane transport; sodium ion transport. Gene Ontology annotation, cellular component: membrane. Gene Ontology annotation, molecular function: symporter activity. The transcript has 3 exons. The record is from RefSeq and is a predicted model, not a curated record.
GGAUGUACUCUAUAAGCUUGUUAUUUGUGCCCUUUGUGCUUCCAACAGUGUUUCUUCCGAUAUUCAAUGAACUCAAACUUACAUCCAGUUUCAAGUACUUUGAGCUAAGGUUCAACCGACGAGUUAGACUUCUGGCUAGUGGAAUAUUCUUACUUACGGGUCUACUAGUUCUACCAGUAACUGUCUACGUUCCCGCUUUGACCUUUCAAAGAGUGACUGGUCUCAAUACUUACAUUACAGUAACAGUUCUAUCUUUACUAUGUGCUUCAUAUACUGCAGUUGGAGGAUUUAAAGCAGUAAUUUGGACAGACGUAGUGCAACUGGCUCUUAUUAUUGCAUCGUACAUUAUUGUAACUGUAAUUGGUAUCCAAGAAAUUGGUGGAAUUCAAAAUGUGAUAGAAGCUGGAAAUCGAGGAGGAAGGAUCAUAUUUCUAAACCUGGAAAAUUUUAAUACAAGAUCCUCGUUUCCAGGAUAUGUAUUUUCAAUUUCAUUAAUGAGUAUUUAUCAAUAUGGACUGAACCAAACAAAUUUGCAGAGAUUUCUAUCGUUGUCAAAUAUAAGGAAGAUGACGAUUUCAACGUGUAUUCUUAUCUUCAUUUUUGUGAUGAUCAUUUUAGGUUGCAUGCUUCUAGGCAUCGUUAUAUAUGCCAAUUAUGAAACUUGCGAUCCUUUAAAAGCAGGUAUUAUACGAAAAGUCGAUCAAAUUUUUCCUCAUUUCGUUCAGGAUAAAGCCUCAUUGUUUCUUGGCUUCAAUGGUAUCUUCAUAGCUGGCAUCUUCUCAGCAAGUCUUUCAACAACAUCCUCUUAUUUUAAUGCCAUGAGUGGUAUCAUAUACGAAGACUUUAUAAGUCAUAGAUUUCCUGGAAAUCUCCAAUCAACUGCCAGCAAAUUUAUGAAAUUUACUGUAAUUAUACUGGCCUUUGUACAGAUCAUACUGGUAUUUUUCAUAGAGAAAAUGGGAAUGAUUGCGCAAAUGACAAUUCAAAUUUAUAGUAUGAAUGCGGGAGCUUUACUCACCUUGUUUACUCUCGGUGCAGUUGUUCCUAAAGCUAAUAGUGUGGGUGCUCAAGUUGGAGCCAUAACCGCCAUUCUUAGUGUUCUAACAUUAAUGAUUGGAAGUAUUGGAAGAAUAGCUGAACCUAAUUUACCAUUCCGUACUGAUGGCUGUAAUAACAAUCUAACGGCCUUUAAUUCAACUAUUGUCAAUUAUUCUACACAACUAAAUGACUCUGAAGAAAUCUUUUGGUUAUUCAGAGUGUCUUACAUGUACUAUGCUCUGAUAGGAGUAUUCUUAGGCAUUACCUCAGGGUACAUUGCCAGUAUACUUACUGGAGGAAAUACUAUUGAAGACCAAAGACUAUUAGCGCCAUUCCUAAGAAGAAAGCCGUAUGCAGAAGAAGAGGAAAAAGUCAAACUUAAAACUGAAUCUUGCAAUGAGUAGAGGUAGAAUCAAGACUAAGUCAUAUAGUGGUACAAUCUAAUUUGUCUUGGAAAAAUAUUAAGUAAACCUGAAUUCAAUGAAAGUAGACAAAGUACGAAUAUUCACUGAAGCUUUGUAUCUAUCAAUAAAGCAACUAGGCUUAUUUAGAAAA